AUGCGGGGCCUGGAGGGGCCGGGCCGCCUCCGACCCCAUGGCCCCCUGGGGCAGCGGCUGGGCAGCCUCGCCAUCUUCACCCGCGACGACUUCGAGGGCGCCUGGCGCCUUGUGGCUCGCGGCGGCUUCGGCCUGCGCUCCAGGUGCAGCGAGUCCGCAGUCAAGGCCCCCCCAUGCCUUAAGCCUGACGCCGCCAGCUGCCAUGUGGAGCUUCUCAUUGAAGAAGCAGCCGAAAUGGAGAAGAUCAAAUUUCUGCACAUCAUGUCCAUCUACGUGUGCGGGGAGCCCCUGGACAUGGUGAUGGAGUUCAUGGCCAGCGGCUCCCUGGAGAAGAUGGUGCCCACACACAGCCUCUCCCGGCAGCCCAAGUUCCACAUCACCCCUGAGACCAGCCUGACCUUGAGGUUUCUCCAUAGCAUCAAGCCACCCCUGUUCUACCGGGACCUCAAGCCAGGCAACCUCCUUCCAGAUAGCAACAUGUAAGGUAAAGGCCCGAUUUCGGACUUUGGCCUGUCCAAGUGGAUGGAACAGUCCAUCCAGAUGCAGUACACGGAGGGGUCAGCGCUGUGGGGCACCAUCAGCUACAGCCCCCCUGAGAUGUCCCUGGAAGGUAACAAGGCCGUAGGACCUAAGUACGAUGUGUGCAGCUUUGGGAUCCUCAUCUGGGAAUCCUACGGCGCAUCAGGCCAGACAAGAACCUGGGGAGCAGAGCCUCACUCAGAAGAAACCGUAUUCAGGCAGGAGAUGGUGUGGCAGCCUCGGCCUGUCUCAGACGAGUGGCCAGGUGGGGCCCAGAAGACAAUAAAUGAGGAGAUGCUGUGGGAUUGGGACCCCAAGAAGAGGCUCUGCUCCCCAGACAUCACAGUUGAGACAGACAUACUGCUGCCCCUGUUCCAGGGUCCUAUGGCAGACCCCGAGAGCAAGGCUGUCCAGGACGUCAGUGUUGAGGUCAGCCAAGAGCUAACAGACAGGGACUCUGGAGACUACUUGAAGCGCGUCCGGACGAGGAGCAGCAUGGCUGUGAGAACAGUCACUCCCCUCACUUCCCAGUGGUGCGGGGCACAGGUGAGGCUGCUGCUAGCUCAUGAGGUCCACAUGGACGGCCCGAGCACCUGCGGCUACACGCUCCUCCUCAUCGCCACGCAGGACCAGCAGCCCAACCUCUGUGCCCUGCUCCUGCAGCACGGGGCGGACGCCAAGCUGGCAGAGGAGGACAGCUGGGUGCCGCUGCCCUUUGUAGCCCAGAGCAGUGGUGACAGCUCUGCCUCCCACCCCCCGGACCACGGGGGCCCAUGUGGGUGCCCAGGAGCACGAGGGUGGACCCUGCCCCACCUGGCCACACAGAACACCUCUGAGAAUGUGGCACGGCUUCUGGCCUCCCGUCAAGCUGACCCCAACCUGCAUGAGGCCGAGGGUAGGACCCCUCUGCACGUGGCUGCCUACUUCGGCCACGCCAGCCUGGUCAAGCUGCCGAGGGGCCAGGGGGCCGAGCGAGCCCAGCAGAGAAACCUGAGGAUGCCUCUGCCCCUGGCGGUGGAGCGAGGCGAAGUGAGGGCCAUCCGGCUCCUGCUGAAAAGUGGGGCAGCUCCUGAUGCCCUUGACCGGAAGACAGCAGCCACCAGGGGUAAGUGCCUGGCCUGGGAGGUGCUGCUCAGGGACGGGACCGGCUUCGAGCUACUAGGGCGGCAGGGCUGGACCCCCCUGCACCUCGCGGCCUACAAGGGCCCCUUGGAGGUUGUCCACCUACUGGUAGAGAGGCAGGUGAACGUGGGAGCUCCCAGAGGCAUGAAGGGGACACUGCACCUAGCUGCCCACCACGGGGAGGAGCUGGUGGCGUGGGCGCUGCUGUGGUGUGACGCUGACCCCAGUGCGGCCAUGGGGAGCUGGACACCUCUCCACCUGGCCAUCCAGAGGGGUGUCUUCCUGAGCAUCCUCAGCCUCCUGGAGCACCACGCAGAUACCCCUGCCCGCAGCAAGGUGGUGAUGCCAGCCCACCUAAAAGCCCUCAAGGGCACAUGGCCAUCCCCAAAGGCUGCUCUCGCUGGUGCCUGGCUGGGCAUCCGGGACAGGGCGAGCUGUGCACCCCCACAGCUGGCCCUCCGGAGCCAAAAGCAGAGCACAAUCACCCUCCUGGUGGGCAAGGAGCCCUCCUCACUGGCCCUUCUGGGUGAUGGUGAGCCAGGAGCCCAGGCAGAAAGCCAGACAACGGGGGGGGGGGGGCUUCCUGGGAGCCACGUGGUGGGCCCACCUCCACAUGUGGUCCUGCUGGGCUGGACUAGGGCCUCCUGUCCGCAUGGGACCAAGGCGUGCCACGUCAUUGUCGUCACCUACGUGACCAGUGUCCCAACCCCCAGCCAGGGCUCUGCUAUGGAGAAUGUGCAGUUUGUGCAGCUGUAG
Messenger RNA from Mustela lutreola (European mink), 2397 nucleotides. RefSeq names its product ankyrin repeat and kinase domain containing 1 (gene ANKK1). Gene Ontology annotation, biological process: protein phosphorylation. NCBI's taxonomy places the organism in Eukaryota, Metazoa, Chordata, Mammalia, Carnivora, Mustelidae. The record is from RefSeq and is a predicted model, not a curated record. Gene Ontology annotation, molecular function: protein binding; protein kinase activity; ATP binding.